Messenger RNA from Acaulospora morrowiae, 810 nucleotides. NCBI's taxonomy places the organism in Eukaryota, Fungi, Glomeromycota, Glomeromycetes, Diversisporales, Acaulosporaceae. The record is from the annotation of a GenBank genome assembly.
UUCCUGGACUGGACAAUCAACUUUUUUCAUUACUUGACACUGAUCCUACAGUUGAUGGAGUAAGGGAUAUUGUUAAAAGUUGGUUGAAUCAAACAGCACUUGACAGCCCAUCCACCUGGGUAGAGUUGUGUCGUAAGGUGAUGUCAAAAACUGGGUCAGUUGCGAGCGCUGGAGCACCGAUUGAACCACCUUCGUUGGAUCUCAUUGAUGGAGACAUUGAUGGCGGAGAUGAGGAAGGCGAAGACUUUGUUGUUGAUAAGUCUACCGAAGAUGCUACUCAAAGGUCCGAUGGUAUGCGGAAGAAUAAGCAAAUGUCACGGGAUUCUAUACAGAUUCCUCCCCGUUGGAGGACACAACUGUUUGCUCUUCAAUGCUUGCGUCAAGUAGUUGAAGUUAUUUAUCUGAGCGGGAAUAAAGAACAUUUUGACCUUGUUACUGCCAAGAGAGGUAAACAAUCGGGGAAAGAUUAUUUGGUAUUAAGAGUUGCAGAUUUGAUUAAGAUGGCAUUUAUUGCCUCGACCGCUGUUGUGGGAGAAAUGAGAUUGGAGGGGUUAACUGUAUUAAGAGAUGUAAUUGAGAAAUUCGCGGCCACUCCCGAUCCUGACUUCGAAGAAGCCGCACUUUUAGAGCAAUAUCAGGCACAAAUUGGUGCUGCCUUGACUCCAGCCUUUACUGCCGAAUCAUCACCGGAAAUUCUUUCAGCCGCUGUAAGAGUCUGCGCCGUGUUUGUUGGAAGUGGGAUUGUCAAGGAAUUAUAUCGAAUGGGUCGCAUAUUGAAACUUUUAACUACUGCUCUGGAAAAUUGUCGAG